This is a messenger RNA of Schizosaccharomyces japonicus yFS275, 940 nucleotides long. RefSeq lists its product as hypothetical. NCBI's taxonomy places the organism in Eukaryota, Fungi, Ascomycota, Schizosaccharomycetes, Schizosaccharomycetales, Schizosaccharomycetaceae. The record is from RefSeq and is a predicted model, not a curated record. The transcript has a single exon. The coding region runs from base 235 to 699 and encodes 154 amino acids.
UUCCAUCUCAUCUUCCCAGACCUCUCCCCCGAAUUCCCCUGCGAUCCCCCCGGAGAAUGUUCGAGAGCCGAUCCCUAGUUUUCUUCCCCACAUCAUCCCACUUUCCCGUAAACUCCGAUAGUAUCCCGACAACGCUUCGGGGUUCCAUGGAAUUCACCGAAAAAUUAUCACACAGUUCCCGAAAUUUACCGACCGAGGCCCACCGAUUCUUCCUUCACCAACAACAACAACGCCAUGGGCCGUAGUCACAGUUCCCGAGGCGGUACACGUGGUGGUCAAGGCUUGUUUGACUGGGAAAACGUGAAGAAGGACCACCAGCGUGAAAACUAUCUAGGACAAUCGCUGUACGCUCAGACUGGCCGCUGGGCAAAAGGAAAAGACUUAGAAUGGUGGUCGAAAGGUAAGACAACAAUUGCUGAAUCCUCUGCCCGACCAUCGGAAAGAGAUGAAGCCAAACGAGAGAUUGAAGAAAUUAAGCGCAGGGAACAGGAAUUGCUUUCACAGAUGAUCGGUGGACCCGGCGUGCCAUUGAAACAUCAAACACAAAAAGAUUCAACAAGAACACAGUCUGAAGCUGUUGUCGACGAACGCGAACGCAGAAUUCGUAAGCACAGACAUCACAGCGAACACGAACACAGGCGAAGACAUCGCCAACAUCGACGUCAUGACGACAAACAUGAAUCGCGCGAACGCCGUUGAUUGGCGCGCAACCAGUUUUGUGCGAUCCAAUUAAAAAAACUAGCGAAAAGUUUAAGUUCCUUUCCGCGACAGGAACGGUUUUGCAUGAAAAGCAAGGAAAUGCUAAGUUUUCAUACAGCUAAAGCAUUACACUAAGUAGAUACAACCUCGUUCCUGUCCAGGCGCAACUGAUUUCACCCAGUUGGUCCCGCCUGCUUGUUCUCAUUCCAGCAUUAUAAAAAGAACGUAUUUCAUGAUAUAA